GCCCGGGACGCGGCGACGCCGGCGCCCGCGGGUCUCGUGACCGCGCGCCCCGCCCGGAGCUUCGCCGUCAUGCAGUCCCCGGCGGUGCUCGUCACCUCCAGGCGAGUUCAGAAUGUCCACACAGGCCUGGACCUGACCGUGCCCCAGCACCAGGAGGUACGGGGCAAGAUGAUAUCAGGGCAUGUGGAGUACCAGAUCCUGGUGGUAACCCGGCUGGCUGCAUUCAAGUCGGCCAAGCACAGGCCUGAGGAUGUCGUCCAGUUCUUGGUCUCCAGAAAGUACAGUGAUAUUGAGGAGUUGUACCAGAAACUCAGCAGUCGUUAUCCGGCGGCCAGCCUUCCCCCCCUCCCCAGGAAGGUGCUCUUUGUGGGGGAGUGUGACAUCCGGGAGAGGAGAGCCAUGUUCGAUGAGAUCCUGCGCUGUGUCUCGAAGGAUGCUGAGUUGGCAGGCAGCCCUGAGCUGCUAGAAUUCUUAGGUACCAGAUGCCCCGGGGCUGCGGAUCUCAGCAGCAGAGAUUUCUCUGUCCUGGACACAGACAGCCAAGCAGGGGACGACGGGGAUGCUUUCGACUUCUUCCAGCAGCAGGACCGAGUGGAGGGUGAGGGUCUCCCCACGCUGGACCAGGAGGGCCAGGGUGCAGGGAAGCCCUCAGAGGAGGAGGAGGAGGAGGAGGCCCUGGACCCUCUGGGCAUCAUGCGCUCCAAGAAGCCCAAGAAACGCCCGGAAGUGGCCGUGAAGCCCAAACCCUUGCCCCAUCUCUCCAUCUUUGACGAGGAGGUGGACCCCGACGAGGGGCUCUUUGGCCCGGGCAGGAAGCCCUCUCCCCGGAGCCCCGCAGACGACGCACCCCCCAGGGACUCCCUGAAACUGUUUGACGAUCCUGACCUCGGCGGAGCCGUGCCCCUGGGUGACCCCUUACUGCUGCCAGCUGCCCCCGAGAGUGGAGGACCCACGUCCCGCCCAGGCUGCAGGAAGGCCUCCAAGGAGCUGUCCAGAGUCGAAGAGGACUUGGACCAGAUUCUGAACCUGGGGGCUGAGUCCAAACCCCAGCUUCAACCCCAGCCCAAGCCCAAGCCUCCAGUGGCAGCUAAGCCAGCGCUACUCAGAAAACCAGCUGUUCCCCCCAGAGCGGGUUCAUCUGAGGCUUUGGCCAGGCAGCAGAAGCAGCAGCAGAUCCAAGCCAUGGACGAGACGGACAUCUUACAGUACAUCCGGGACCACGACGCGCCUGGCCAGGCUGCCCCCAGCCUCUUCUGACCACCCCCAAGCCCUGUGCUGUUCCUGAGCCAGCGGACUCUCCUGUGGAGGGGCACGUAAUGAGGUGCAGAUUUGGACCUGUGGGGCCAGAACCUCUAUUCCCAAGGGAAGGAGGGUGGAAGCCUGGGUCAUAGGACCCCUGUACUGCCUUCUUCCUUUUUCUCAGGCCUGUGGGUUCAUGGAAUCCUGCAAGAUGCAGAGAGCAAGGUCACUAUAGGAAUUGGAGCCUAAAUUGUCUCAGCCAUGUGGAUGUGGAGGGGAGAGCACGUGGGGAUGCCUUGCUAACCAGGAGCCCAGCCCCCAGGAUGUCAUGAGACUGGGAGCGCGGGGGGCCAGGGAGGCUCCACUCGGGGUGGGAAACUUUGUGCCCACUUGGGCCCACCGGCUCUGCCAGCCCCAGCACGGGAAGGAGGGCCUGGCCAACUUGGGGUUUGGUGGGGGGGGUCUCCAUGCCAAGCCAGUCUGGAGUCUCUAGUCACCAUGGCUCCUGGAGGCUUGCAGGCCCUGGGAGGGUCCCCAGGAGAGGGAUGCUGAGUGGGUGCCUAGGAGAGCCUGGCUAGGUGGGGUGGCCGAGCCACCUCGGGUUACCAGGUGCUAAGCACGGUGCCUUCCCAAGUGUCGAAGCUCAAGGGAGACGUCAGGCCCAGCCCUGCCUCUGGUGUGUAGAUGGCCUGACAAUCCCCGUGUCUUCCUGUCUCUUCCUUUCCUAGGGAAGGCCCGGCCAGACCACGGCCUCCUUGGGCCUCUGGCCAUAGGGCCGAUGUC
Balaenoptera ricei (Rice's whale) is the source of this 2022-nucleotide messenger RNA. It is a transcript of the gene HS1BP3, whose product is annotated as HCLS1 binding protein 3. The coding region runs from base 70 to 1257 and encodes 395 amino acids. Gene Ontology annotation, molecular function: phosphatidylinositol binding. Lineage: Eukaryota; Metazoa; Chordata; Mammalia; Artiodactyla; Balaenopteridae. The record is from RefSeq and is a predicted model, not a curated record. The transcript has 7 exons.